This is a messenger RNA of Trichoplax adhaerens, 288 nucleotides long. RefSeq lists its product as hypothetical. Gene Ontology annotation, cellular component: cytoplasm; nucleus. The annotation marks the transcript as partial. NCBI's taxonomy places the organism in Eukaryota, Metazoa, Placozoa, Uniplacotomia, Trichoplacea, Trichoplacidae. The record is from RefSeq and is a predicted model, not a curated record. The transcript has a single exon. Gene Ontology annotation, biological process: negative regulation of cell population proliferation; negative regulation of mitotic cell cycle.
UUGGACCAGUUCGCUUCUGAGUUGGAACUUGCUGUGACAGCCAAAUUCGACGGCCACUGGUAUCCUCAACAACCGAGUAAAGGUAGCGCUUACCGAUGUAUAGUCAUCAACGGCAAGCUACAUCCACUUUUAGAACAAGCGGCGAAAAAAGUUGGUGUAUCAUCCCAAAUUAUUGCUAAACAUUUUCCUAAUAAGUUAUACUUAUGGAUUGAUCCCAAUGAAGUGUCAUAUCGCAUCAACGACCAGCGAGCGAUCAAAACUUUGUAUAGUGCACCCAAUACUAACGGC